AUGAGCGAAUGGGACACCGUCACCAAGAUCGGCUCCAAGACCCGUGGCGCUGGUGCUGCCCCCCGCGAGACUGUCGUCAAGGGCAAGAGUGCUUUGAACGCCGCCCAGCGUCAGGGCGCAGUUAUUGGAAGUGAGAAGAAGUACACCACCGGUAACAUUGCCGCCAAGGCAGGCGCCCCCGAAGGCCAGCACUUGACCAAGGUUGACCGCAGCGACGACAUCGUCAAGCCCAAGACUGUCGGUCUACAGGUCGCAGACGCCCUCAAGAAGCGCCGCAACGAAGAGCCCUACAAGAUGUCGCAGAAGGACCUCGCCACCAAGUGCAACACCACCGUCUCUGUCAUCCAGGACUUUGAGCGCGGUACCGCCACGCCGGACCAAAAGGUGCUGGGCGCCAUGGAGCGUGUCCUGAACGUCAAGCUGAGAGGCUCGGACAUUGGGAAAGACAAGUUCCCCAAGAGGAAAUAA
This is a messenger RNA of Penicillium alfredii, 468 nucleotides long. It is a transcript of the gene mbf1, whose product is annotated as multiprotein-bridging factor 1. Bases 1 to 468 code for a protein of 155 amino acids. The record is from RefSeq and is a predicted model, not a curated record. Gene Ontology annotation, cellular component: nucleus. Gene Ontology annotation, molecular function: DNA binding. The transcript has 2 exons. Lineage: Eukaryota; Fungi; Ascomycota; Eurotiomycetes; Eurotiales; Aspergillaceae.